Messenger RNA from Macrobrachium nipponense, 1927 nucleotides. Its product is annotated as protein obstructor-E-like. The transcript has 6 exons. Bases 93 to 1121 code for a protein of 342 amino acids. The record is from RefSeq and is a predicted model, not a curated record. Lineage: Eukaryota; Metazoa; Arthropoda; Malacostraca; Decapoda; Palaemonidae. Gene Ontology annotation, molecular function: chitin binding. Gene Ontology annotation, cellular component: extracellular region.
GUAAACCCCUUGACUUCACGAAGAACCAGACCUCAGAGCGCCUCAGGGAACGGUCGGGUUUAGCCAAGGACUCGUGUACCGUCAGUGUGAAGAUGGCUCUUGCUUUGAUGGUGUCUACGGUUCUCCUGGCCUACGUCAAUGGCCAGGAGGUACUCUCGAGUUGCCCAUCCCCCAACGGCUACUUUGCGGACGCCGUCCAGUGCGACAAAUACUACCACUGCCAGGACAGCGUUUUGACCGAGAAGCUGUGCCCUGAUGGCAUGGCCUUCAAUGACCUCAACCCGAAGGUCGAGAAGUGCGACUUCCUGUUCCAGGUCAGCUGCCAAGAAAGACCUGAUUUGCAGCGCCCCAAAUCCACUGAAAACUGCCCCCGCCAAAACGGAUACUUCCCCCACGAGGACCAGACGAACUGCAGGGAGUUCUUCUACUGCACCAAUGGGAUAAGUUCGCCCCUCACCUGCCCCGAGAGCUUGGUCUUUUCGACGAAGACCGGAACCUGCGUGUGGCCCGAAGAGGCCGGGAGAACAAACUGCGCCUCGGAGAAGGUAUUCAACUUCACCUGCCCCAAAGUGGGCAUGGACAAGGCCAUCACCCAUCCAAGAUAUGCGGAUCCCGAUGACUGUCAGUACUUCUACGUCUGCAUCAACGGAGAAACGCCCAGGAGAAAUGGAUGCUCGUUCGGGCAGGUCUUCGAUACGAGAAGCGUGACCUGCGCUGAGCCCAAAGAUGUUCCUGAUUGCGCCGACUACUACCUGGAAUACUUCGACAAUUAUUUCGAGACUCUGGAAGCCGGAGCAAGACCCAGUGGAGACAUCCUCUCAGCAGCCAGAGCGUCCGGAUACGAGAUUCCGGACUUCCGGGAACGAGUUCGGAUACGACCUGGUGAUGCCGUACCCGAACGAAGGGGUACCACCACCCCCUCUCCCAGAGGUGAAGGACCGGGAGGAAGGCCUCUACGUCGCAGAAGGCCUGGUGGCAACGGAGGCCUACGGAGAAGAAAUAGGCCUAAAACUACCACUACUACUACUACCACAACGCCUCCUCCUGAAUACUAUGACGACUACUAUUACUACGACGAGACUUACGACAGCGCAGACAAGAAGGAUGACGCGUCAUAUUAAUUAGUUACUGUGGUUACUGUGCAUAUGUUUACUCAUACUGAAUUUUUUUUUUAAGUUGGCUAAAUUCCAAGUCUUCUUAAUGUGUAAGUUUCUCAGUGCCAUUGUUUAAAGGGAUGCUAGUUGAAUUAAAGCACGUACAGGCUCACACGCACUCGUGACACAUACAUAGUACAUCUACGUACAUAUAUAUUUACAUACAUACAUACAUUACAUACAUACACAAACAUAUUUUAUAUAUACAAUAUAUAUAUAUAUAUAUAUAUAUAUAUAUAUAUAUAUAUAUAUAUAUACAUAUAUAUCUGUACUUGUAUGCUGGAUAAUUGUUCAGUAUGAAUGUCCUAAUGUUUAGCGUUUCUAAUCUGACAUACAAGAGAAUAUACGUAUAUAUAUACUUGUAUGCUGGAUAAUUCUUUAGUAUGAAUGUCCUAAUGUUUUUCGUUUCUAAUAUAACAUACAAGUGUGUAUAUAUGUGUGUGUGUGUGUGUGCGUAUACACUUGUAUGCUGGAUAAUUGUCUAGUAUGAAUGUCCUGAUGUUUCACGUUUCUAAUCUGACCAUCAAUCAAAGUUUUUCAUGUUAAUAAUAAAGUCAAUAUUUAAGUUAUCGCUCCACCUAUGAAACUAAGGAACUUAAUUUAUUUACUAUGCAUAAGCUAGGAACAUUGUAAAGGAAUAUUAAUUUGUUACUGAUAUAAAGUUAUCGAGAUUUAGGAAGAACUUACAAUGAAAGUGAAAAUGUUACAGCAUAGUAUUUUACAAAAGCUAAAUAAAAGGUUUUUAAAUAAAAGGUUUUCCUCCAUAAAUUCGU